GCCUACGCGCCAACUUCCAGCAGUAGGCUAGGUCGAAGCUACCUGAGGUUUUCGGGGUUUUCGGGCCCACGCGACAAGAUACCUUCCCGCGUUCUUGCCUGAACCAUGUUCGAAAUCGUGGCCCCUGGUUCGACAAUUGCUCUUGUCCUCGUCCUUUCCUCUCUCCUUCUCACUGUUACACUCAUGAAUCCAUAUUCAAAGAAGUGGAACCCGCGUGGACUGCACUGCUAUGUGACCGGUGGUUCAGCCGGUCUUGGACUAGCUCUCGCAGUUAUUCUCGCGAAAAAGGGGGCACACGUUUCGAUAGUAGCCAGGGAUGAGGAAAAGUUACGUAUUGCUUUGGAGGAGGUCGAAAAAGCUCGUCAGAAUCCUGAGCAAAUCUUAAAGUCAUAUUCAUAUUCCUUAACUGAAGCUCAGGCCGCCGAAGACGCGUUGAAGGCAGCUUGUGAACCUCAUGGCGGCAAAGCUCCUGAUGCUAUUUUCCUAUGUGCGGGAACGGCUCGGUUGGGUUACUUUGUUGAACAAACCCCGGAAUCGCUACAGAAUGGGAUGAACAUCUCUUAUUGGAUAUCUGCAUAUACGGCUUUGGCUUAUACAAAACGGAUAGUUCAAGAAAAGAAACCUGGAAAAAUAAUAUUUGUCUCAUCUGUUAUGGGGUACAUGUCCUUUGUGGGAUACACUACUUAUUCCCCAGCGAAGCACGCCUUACGUGGUUUGGCUGAAACUCUAAGAUCAGAGCUCCUUUUAUACAAAAGCAGUGUUCAUAUCUGUUUUCCAUGCACCAUCUACAGCCCCGGUUAUAUUGAAGAAAACAAAACGAAGCCUCCCAUCACUCUAAAGAUAGAAGAAACAGAUGAUGGCCAGACCCCAGAACAAGUGGCUGAGGGGCUGUUCAGAGGCAUCCAGAACGGAAAUUUCCAUAUCACGACCGCGCUGGUGGGAAGCAUCUUUCGCUGUUCCACUCGGGGUGCGACACCGCGAAAUAAUCCCCUUCUCGAUGCGGUUUAUGGAUUGAUAGGACAUAUCGGGUUGCCUAUAUGGCGUAGGAGCGUUGACGCGACUGUUAAAGCCCACCGGGAAGACCACCAAAAAUACCUUCGAGGAAGAGGUAUUCUUACUUGAGCUCCCUCCUCUCAUAAAUGGAUAAUAUUGAUAAAUGUAGAUACCCUAGUAAUAAUAUUCCCCGAUUUAUUACCUAUUGCUCAAUACGUUUCUUCUUUCUA
This is a messenger RNA of Marasmius oreades (fairy-ring Marasmius), 1223 nucleotides long. RefSeq lists its product as uncharacterized. Gene Ontology annotation, cellular component: endoplasmic reticulum membrane. The coding region runs from base 106 to 1122 and encodes 338 amino acids. Gene Ontology annotation, molecular function: 3-dehydrosphinganine reductase activity. The transcript has 6 exons. The record is from RefSeq and is a predicted model, not a curated record. Lineage: Eukaryota; Fungi; Basidiomycota; Agaricomycetes; Agaricales; Marasmiaceae. Gene Ontology annotation, biological process: sphingolipid biosynthetic process.